AAUGUCUGAUGCAAUGCUUUGACUUCUACAUCAUGAAAUUGACUCAUAUGCUUUACCCUCAUACUUUUCUAGACAAAGCACAAGAUAUUAUUCAAUUAAAUCAAGUAACAGAAGCUGAACCUGGAGAUACAGUGACUUUAGAUUGCUUUUUCCAUGCGGCUUUCGAAAAUGAAGCACUGUCCUGGUACAAACUAUCGCUGGGACGAAAGCCUUUUUGGGUGGCUAGGUCUUAUAGAGGAAUUUCAUCCUGGAAUCCUUUGUUUUCUGAAGACUCUCAAAAUGGACGAAUGAACAUACAGAGGUCUAAAGGAACAUUUAAUCUGACCAUCGCAAAGAUCACAUCAUCUGAUGAAGCAGCAUAUUAUUGCAUUGGGACAGCGUAUCAAGUGGUUACAUUUGGAAAUGGAACGUUUUUGGCUCUCAAAGGACACAGACAGUUUAACCACAGCUUUAAUGAGGAUAGAGCAUUCUUCUGCGCAGUGGCCAACUGUGGACAAAUGAACACUGAAAAGAAGAAAGUUUUGAACACAGAAAAAGCUGUGGAUCCUGUUGUUUAUGGGUUGGCUGCUGUGUCGGGACUGUGUUUUGUGCUCAUAUGUUACUUAAUUUACCAAGACAGGAGACACAAACAUGACAAAGGUAUGUUAUCUGUGAUAAUAGCUAUUAGAAUGCAUUACAUGAGCAUGUUUCAGAGAGCAUACAAUGAAGUUCAAACUGAGACCAGAACAGAAGACCUCAGAGUGUUCUGGUUCAGACCAGCUUCAGGAGAUUCCCAUCCAGGAGUCAUUUACACCAACAACAGCAGGGGUGGUCAGUGUGAGGGUCGCUGUGUCUACAGUCUCUCUAAGAAGGACAUCAACAUCUCUGAUGCUGGAACUUACUACUGUGGCAUAGCCACAAGCAGACAAAUACUGUUUAGUGUUGUUUUCUGCUGUUUUUCAGAAAAAGCUGUGGAUCCUGUAGUUUUUGGGUUGGCUGCUGUGUCGGGACUGUGUUUUAUGCUCAUAUGUUACUUAAUUUACCAAGACAGGAAACACAAACAUGACAAAGAAGUGAAGUCUCAACAAGUUCACACAGACAGGUCCGUCAGAGAUCCAUCAAGUGGGCAGGACGCUGAAGAACCGAUAAAUUAUGCUGCUUUGCACUUCUCUGAUAAGAAACUGAAAAGAGGAAAGAAGAAGAGAGACCUGCCACGUGAGAGCAUAUACUCCGACGUCAGAGGUUAAUAAAUGUAUCAGGGCACUUUCAGAUGAAAAGCGGACACCCUCUUUGUCCCGCACCCUCCCACCCCGCCUCUCAUCUGAAAGACAACAAGCUUUCAUAGUCGCUUAAGCAAGAUAUCACCACGGUGAGGUAACCAUAGGAACAGCUCAGUAAUCAGAGACCGUUUGGAUUGCCAACAUGCCUGUAAUUAAAUCCCCUCAUGAAUUGUAUUGUUCAUAAUUAAUACAUUAGAAUAUAUGGCGAAGGAAAUCUCACAAUUUCUGCGUUUUCUUAUCCUACAUUGCUUUUGAACGAGAUUGGUUCAGAGGCUUCUUAGCCCAAUAUCAAAUCCUGCACGCAAAUCAUUACGUUCAAUACUGUAAAAUUCUACCGUAAAAAACGAAAGUUUCCUCCAUUCUGUUGCUUGAACUAAACCGUGAUCUCAUUGAAACAUGUCAUACAAUUCCUGCAACACCAAAGAAGAGUUGAAUGUUUUUUUUGUCUUGGAGGCGGGCGUGUUCCCGAUUCGUGCACGGUAUCCGGACAGAAAGUAGAAAUCAUUUUGGAGUU
Molecule: messenger RNA, 1773 nt
Organism: Clupea harengus (Atlantic herring)
Lineage: Eukaryota; Metazoa; Chordata; Actinopteri; Clupeiformes; Clupeidae
Exons: 7
Coding region: 9-1226 (405 amino acids)
Source: RefSeq, a predicted model, not a curated record